This is a messenger RNA of Cuscuta campestris, 1387 nucleotides long. The record is from the annotation of a GenBank genome assembly. Lineage: Eukaryota; Viridiplantae; Streptophyta; Magnoliopsida; Solanales; Convolvulaceae.
UUGCAGCUCCUUUUUUCAUCUUCUCCUCUUUAACUCCUGCCUGAAGCUGCAAUGGGGUGGGAUGCUUCAAAUGGUUCCAAGACCUUUGGGCCGGAUUACUUUAGCUACUAUAAGUCUGAGAUAGCAGAGUUACUAUCCCAAGAUGAAGAUUUGCUGCCUUCGUCACUUCAAGAUUCUGCCUCAGCUAAAGUUGUGAAUGGGUAUAAGACUAGUGAAAAGAAGAAGUGUACUAGUGCAAGUUCUUCUUCCUUGUUUUAUGGUUGCAUUAGUCCUGAGGUCUAUGAGUUAAAAAGGGAAAAGCUGAAAUCUCUACUUCGCCGUAGUGUUUUUUCUCUUUCGCAGGAUGUUGAUGAGGGAGUCUUCCAAGUAACUCAGCUACUGAUGCACCUGAAACUGAUCAAGAUCGUCCUAGUAAGAAGCUCAAACUGUCCACUUUUCCUCUGCGAGCUUCUGAAAGUCAAGGCCCCGAGGACAAAUCUGUUCGAGAGCAAUGCCUGCAGACUUGAAUGCAACAAGAUGGAUGAGCCUUUGCAACCCAACAACAAAAAUAAGAAUGAUGACCUUUCAGACACAAGUGUUGGGGCUGCUAAAGAAGAUGAAGUCGAUGGUCGUUUGGUUCUCCUCCAGAGUGAAAGCUCAAUCGUAGAGGAAGGACUCAAAAGGGUAUCCGAUGAUUUGUCAGCUGUGCUUGGCCACAUGGAGCAGGAACUUAAAGAACUACUUGAUGCCGUGAUGUCGAAGUGCAGGUUAAUGACCCUCACUGAGAAACAAGAGCUCCAACGAAUGAUUAAGAACCUGCCACCAAGAAAUCUCGACAGUGUUGCAGAGAUUAUCCAUUGUCAAGGGCAAUCAGAUGCACAUUCUUGCAACGAAAUGCACAUUGAUUUGGAAAAAGAGGACAAUGUAAAGCUUUGGCAUUUAUACUUCUACGCCAAAGCUGUUGAAAAUGCUACAAAGCUCCGUAGUGCUUCUUGAUAACCUUCCUGGUUGGUGGGGGUGGGGUGGGGAUGGUAGGGCACGUGCCCUACGAGCUACUGCGGAUUGCCUUUGGAAAUGUUGAGAUUGCAGGGGAUUUUCGAUGAAAAAUGUGGCGGUUUUAUCGCAGGGGUGCCCUCAAGAACUCGAUACUGCCUCUGCCACUGUAACUAGCCGGGUGCUCGGUACAUUCGGUGCCGCAUUGGCUACCUUCCCGAUGUGUUUGUUUAGUACAACAAAUAGUUGAAGGAAUUUAAUUAUUUGAUUCAAAUCCAAUGAAUUUGAGAGCACAUUGCAAUAUGCACCAUUUGUGAUUGGGAUUCAUUAUUAAUCGAAAUGUAUUUUCAUUCAUUUCGUCACUUUUAGUUUGUUAUGCAAUUUUAUUCGAACUAAAUAAGGCCUUUGAAUCCUU